This is a messenger RNA of Trichoderma breve, 828 nucleotides long. RefSeq names its product enoyl-CoA hydratase/isomerase domain-containing protein. Gene Ontology annotation, biological process: fatty acid beta-oxidation. NCBI's taxonomy places the organism in Eukaryota, Fungi, Ascomycota, Sordariomycetes, Hypocreales, Hypocreaceae. Gene Ontology annotation, cellular component: peroxisomal matrix. The record is from RefSeq and is a predicted model, not a curated record. Bases 1 to 828 code for a protein of 275 amino acids. The transcript is spliced from 2 exons.
AUGGCGGGACAUCCCAUCACCGUGGAUUACAAAGGGCGAAUUGCCAUCAUCACCCUCAACCAGCCCGAGAAAUUAAACUCACUGAACCAAGAGCAGUUCUACCUAUUAGGGGAACUUUUGCGAGAAGUGGCAACACACGAAGAGGUUGUCAUCACGCUGCUUAUUGGAACAGGACGGUUUUUCUCAUCGGGUGCAGAUAUGUCCGAUCUUAGUACAUUCAUGGCAAACGCUAGCCGCAAAGAUGUGUUAACCGGAUCUUUAUUAAACAACAUCCAUCUAACUCGCGCUUUCUACACCCAUCCAAAAAUUUUAGUUGCGGCACUUAAUGGACCUGUUGUUGGCUUUCUAGCAGCACUAGUUUCGUUUGCCGAUUAUAUAUAUGCCCAACCUCAAGCGUUCUUGCUUAUUCCCUUUUCAUCGCUUGGACUAGCCGCUGAGGGAGGCGCAUCUCGUGCACUAAGAGAGCGUCUUGGUGUCUCGAAAGCCAAAGAAGCACUGCUACUAAGCAGACGCAUUCCAUCUAAUGAGCUUCUGUCAUGCGGUUUCGUAAACAAGAUUAUUGAAUCAACCUCACCAAAGUCGGAUGAAGCCAAGGCUAAACCAGCGAACUUCUUGGAAAAAGUUCUGCUUGAGUUAGAUAAGGAUUUUGGGCCUCAUCUCAAUGACUCCAGUCUAUUGGACAUCAAGGAACAAUUUGUUCGAGAUGAUAGAAAUACAUAUGGCCACGUAACUGUGCAGGAGGCAUAUACUGCUGUGGAGAAAAUAACUGCGGGAAUUCCACAGGAACAUAUGAAGAAAAUAGCUAAAAGGGGAAAAUCCAAAUUGUGA